This is a messenger RNA of Aplysia californica (California sea hare), 771 nucleotides long. RefSeq lists its product as uncharacterized. Gene Ontology annotation, molecular function: DNA binding. Gene Ontology annotation, cellular component: nucleus. The record is from RefSeq and is a predicted model, not a curated record. Bases 1 to 771 code for a protein of 256 amino acids. Lineage: Eukaryota; Metazoa; Mollusca; Gastropoda; Aplysiida; Aplysiidae. The transcript has 3 exons.
AUGUUUGUUGAGAUGAAAAGAGCGGAUGAUGAAGAUGAUAAUGAGUGGAUGGAGAUUGACAGAACAGUACUUAGCCGCGAAAAAGAGAAUCGACUCACUGAGUGGCUGACAGAGUCGUCAAGGCGGGGAUUCGGGCGGACAAAGGAGCAGCUGCUGUCAACUGUCCAGAAAUGCCUGAACACAAAGGCAGAGACCACCGUCUUCAAGGACAACAUGCCUGGGGAGAAGUGGUACCGUCUGUUUUGUAAGCGUCAUGAGAACGAGCUCAGCCUUCGGACUCCCCAGGCACUUGGCUCACUGAGGGCUGCUGUCAGCGAGUACAAGAUUGUCGCCUGGUUCCAGAAGGCAAAAGAGGACAUCAGUCAGAUAGACCCUACUGUGUUGGAAUGCCCUGAGAGACUCUUCAACUGUGAUGAGUCAGGGUUUCAGCUGGGAGGAGGGGUGCAGAAGCGCUUCACCUACGACCCUCUCGAGGGCUUUGAGGAGGCUCAUAUGGCCACGUCAGGUAAUGUGUGGAUAGACAGUGAGAUUUUCGCCAGGUGGAUGGAGUCUGCUUUCUGUCCUGCUGUCGCACAUCUCCAGAAACCUGUCAUACUCUUUGCUGAUGGCCACAGCACUCACCUGACUCUGGAGAUCCAUGAGAUUUGCCGGUCUCAUGGCAUCAUUCUGUAUCAACUGCCCAGCCAUUCAAGCCAUAUCAUUCAACCGCUGGACCUGACCAGCUUUAAAAACUUCAAACGAGCGUGGUAUGAGGAAGUGAUGAAGUACUAG